GCGACAUCAGCAACAGGAAUACAUCGACAACAAACUGAGCCAUGCUAGUUACGUUAGCUAGCAGUAAAAAAAAAAAGAGUAACCAUAGAUCAGGAAUCAGACCGAACAACAAAAAAAAUCAGAGUGUGAUGAAUAGCCAAGUAUAUAUUCAAUAAUUAAUAAAAGUUCGAGCGACACAACUUCAGAAACAUCUGGACUAUUUUGAGGAUUGAUUACAGUGUUUGAUUCAAACGAGGUUGUAUUACCCUACAUUUUGGUGUAUCCUGAGAAGGGGAGAAGGCCAUACUUACUAGAGUGGGCCCAGAAAAUGUUAAAGAAAUGAUAGCAGCACAGGAGUUGCACACAGAGUUUCAGUUUCCUCAGGAGGCUGAUACACAGUUGUCCUCUGACACAGACCUUGAGGACCCUGAUGUCAAAAAUGCAAAGCUUGGGAAAGGAAAGGCGGGUAAGAAGGGGAAGAAAGCCCCUGGAGAGAAGGGAAAGGGUGGGGCAGCGAAGGGUGCUGGCCUUGGCCGGGUGAAUGGUCACCACCAGGAGAAUGGGAUGGAGAACAUGACCCUGUUCGAGGUGGUGAAAAUGGGGAGGAGUGCCACGCAGUCUGUCGUUGAUGACUGGAUUGAGUCUUACAAGAACGAUCGAGACAUUGCACUCCUGGACUUGAUCAACUUCUUCAUCCAGUGCUCCGGCUGUAAAGGUGCUGUCAGUGCAGAGAUGUUCAGGCACAUGCAAAACUCUGAAAUAAUCAGGAAGAUGACUGAGGAGUUUGACGAGGACAGCGGGGACUACCCGUUAACCAUGGCAGGGCCACUGUGGAAGAAGUUCAAGUCGAGCUUCUGUGAGUUUAUCGGGGUGCUGGUGCGGCAGUGUCAGUACAGCAUCAUCUAUGAUGAGUACAUGAUGGACACGGUUAUCUCGCUGCUCACGGGCCUGUCUGACUCACAGGUCCGAGCCUUCAGACACACCAGCACCCUGGCAGCCAUGAAGUUGAUGACCGCCUUGGUGAACGUGGCUCUGAACCUGAGCAUCAACAUGGACAACACUCAGAGGCAGUACGAGGCAGAGAGGAACAAGGUCAUGGCCAAGAGGGCCAAUGAUAGGCUGGAGCUCCUUUUACAGAAGCGUAAAGAGCUUCAAGAAAAUCAAGAUGAAAUUGAAAACAUGAUGAAUGCGAUUUUCAAAGGAGUGUUUGUUCACAGAUAUCGUGAUGCCAUAGCUGAAAUCCGUGCAAUCUGCAUUGAGGAGAUUGGGGUAUGGAUGAAGAUGUACAGCGAUGCUUUUCUCAAUGACAGUUAUCUGAAGUAUGUCGGAUGGACCAUGCAUGACAAGCAAGGUGAAGUGCGUCUCAAGUGUCUGACUGCGCUCCAGGGCCUGUACUAUAACCGGGAGCUCAACACUCGGCUGGAGCUUUUCACCAGCCGCUUCAAGGACCGCAUUGUGUCGAUGACUCUGGAUAAGGAGUAUGAUGUUGCAGUGCAAGCCAUAAAACUUCUGACUCUUGUCUUGCAUAGCAGUGAUGAGGUCCUGACAGCAGAGGACUGUGAGAGUGUCUACCAUCUGGUCUACUCUGCUCAUCGACCUGUGGCUGUGGCUGCAGGAGAGUUCCUCUAUAAGAAGCUUUUCAGCCAUCGAGGUCCAGAGGAGGAAGGGAUGCCCAGGAGGGGCAGGCAGAGCGUCAACGGGAACCUCAUCAAGACCACCGUCUUCUUCUUCCUGGAGAGUGAGCUCCAUGAGCACGGGGCCUACCUGGUGGACAGUCUGUGGGAGUGUGCAGGGGAGCUGCUAAAAGACUGGGAGAGCAUGAUCAGCCUGCUGCUGGAUGAGCCCAUGCCAGGGGAGGAGGCCCUGACUGACCACCAGGAGACUGCUCUGAUAGAGAUCAUGCUGUGUGCCAUCCGCCAGGCCUGUGAGUGCCACCCUCCAGUGGGCAGAGGCACAGGGAAGAGGGUCUUGACAGCGAAGGAGAAGAAAACCCAGCUGGAUGACCGGACGAGAAUCACUGAGAUUUUCGCUGUGGCGUUGCCUCUGUUGUUGGCUAAGUACUCUGUUGAUGCUGAGAAGGUGACCAACUUACUGCAGCUGCCGCAGUUCUUUGACCUGGAAAUCUACACCACUGGUCGAUUGGAAAAGCACUUGGAGUCGUUGCUGCGUCAGAUCAGGGAGGUGGUGGAGAAGCACACAGAGACUGACGUGCUGGAGGCGUGCUCCAUGACCUACCACGCUCUCUGCAACGAGGAGUUCACCAUCUUCAACAGGGUGGACAUUGCCAGGUCCCAGCUACUGGACGAGCUGGUGGACAAGUUCAACAGACUCCUGGAGGACUUCCUACAAGAGGGUGAGGAACCAGAUGAGGAUGAUGCCUACCAGGUCCUGUCCACACUGAAGAGGAUCACUGCGUUCCACAAUGCGCAUGACCUCUCUAAAUGGGACCUGUUCACCAGCAACUAUAAGCUAUUAAACACAGGACUUCAGAAUGGUGAUAUGCCUGAGCAGAUUGUCAUUCAUGCGAUGCAGUGCACACACUAUGUCAUCCUGUGGCACCUAGCCAAGGUUUCAGAGGGCAGCUCCACAAAGGCGGACAUGGUGACCCUGAGGAAGCAGAUGAGGGGUUUCUGUCUGAUGUGCCAGAGCUACCUCACCAGUGUCAACACCACCGUCAAAGAGCAGGCCUUCACCAUCCUGUGUGACGCCCUGAUGAUCUUCAGCCACCAGAUUGUGUCGUCGAGCCGGGAGCAGCUGGAGGCUCUGAUCUACACGCCAGACUCCUCCCUGCAGGCCGAGCUGCUCAACUUCAUCCUGGACCACGUCUUCAUCGACCAGGACGACGACAACAACAGCACAGAUGGGCAGCAUGAUGAUGAAGCCAGUAAAAUCGAGGCUUUACACAAGAGGCGGAACCUGCUGGCAGCGUACUGCAAACUGAUCAUUUACAAUGUAGUGGAGAUGAACACUGGAGCUGAUAUCUUCAAGCAGUACAUGAGGUACUACAACGACUAUGGAGAUAUCAUCAAGGAAACGAUGAGUAAAACAAGACAAAUUGACAAGAUCCAGUGUGCCAAGACCCUCAUUCUGAGUUUGCAGCAGCUUUUCAAUGAGAUGUUAUCUGACCUCGGCUGCAACUUUGACCGCUCGUCGUCGUCCUUCUGCGGCAUUAAAGAACUGGCCCGACGUUUCUCGUUGACCUUUGGCCUGGAUCAGCUGAAGACCAGAGAGGCUAUCGCCAUGUUACACAAGGAUGGAAUCGAGUUUGCCUUCAAGGAGCCCAGUCCCCAGGGAGAGGGAAACCCUCCUCUCAACCUAGCCUUCCUAGACAUUCUCAGCGAGUUCUCCUCUAAACUGCUGCGUCAGGACAAGAAGACUGUUCACCUCUACCUGGAGCGGUUUAUGACCUUCCAGAUGGCCUUGCAGCGAGAGGACUGCUGGCUGCCCCUCAUCUCCUACAGGAACUCCCUGCAGGCCGGAGGGGACGACGACACCAUGUCCGUCAUCAGCGGCUACAGCAGCCGAGGUUCCAGCAUCAGGAGCAAGAAGGCUAAGCCAGCCAGCACCGGGAAGAGGAAACUGCCUGAAGAGGAGAGUAGCAGCUGCAGUACAGACGCUGUGUGGAUGAACCGGGAGCAGAAUGUGCAAACGCCAGUGAUGAUGCCCUCGCCUCAUCUCAGCUCCACUGUGCUGAGGGACCCCAAGAAAAUGAGGCCGGAGGAGAGUUACAUGGGCGUCUACAGCAUAACAUCCGAGCAGCAGCAGCAACCGCUGCCCCCCCAGCAGCAGCACCAUCAGACCCCCAUGGACUACAAUACCCAGGUGACCUGGAUGCUAGCCCAGAGACAGCAGGCAGAGGCCCGGCAGCAGCAGGAGCGAGCCAGCAUGCAGUAUGCCAAGAUGAGAAGCCACAUGCAGCAUGCAAUCCGCCGCAGUUCAGGACUCAUGGAGGACGAUGAGGAGCCAAUAGUAGAGGAUGUAAUGAUGUCAUCAGAGGACCGUUUGGAAGAUCUCAACGAGGGCAUGGAUUUCGACACUAUGGAUAUUGAUCUGCCACCAUCGAAAAAUCGUAGAGAGAGAUCGGAGCUGAAGCCUGACUACUUUGACCCUUCUUCCAUCAUGGAUGAUUCGGUCCUCAAUGUUUCAAUGUUCUAAGCUGAUCUGCAUGAAGAGGACACUGUGUUGUCACCGAAAACCUUUUUGAUGACCAGAAGUAUUCUCUGUAGAGAACUGCUUUAAGAUAAGCUCAUGGGACUAUUUGCUUGUGAGGCAGCAAUGGAUGCCCUUUCGACAUCAUGUUUGAAUUUCACCUUUACUUUUGUCAAUCAAUGGGCAGGUUUUUGUGUCAUGUAAAUACGUAGUGUCUGACAUACUUUUAAAAGAUAAAAUCUGGCAUGGCAUGUAGCCAUAUAUUAAAACAUAUACAGUAAGAGAAAAUGUGAAAUGUCUUCAUAUUGUUGGAAGACCUUUUUUUAAAGGUUAAUCUGUUCUGCUUUUAUAACAUAUAGAAGACUUUGAUUUAUAGAUAUUUUGUAAUGACAAUCAGAUGUAAAUCAGUACUUUAUAAUCAUGUUAUUACUCAUAGAGAGUACAGAAAUGACCUUUGUAAUGGAAUUUCUGGUGGGUAACAACAGAUGUGGCCUGCAGUUUAUUUCUUUUUUUCCAGUGUUAUAGAUGAGACCUCUUGAUGAACUGAUAAUGCCCAAAUGCCAUUUGACCAAUUGACAGGCUUAGUUUGAAUUCUGAUUUGCUUUUAAAGGUUUGAUGAUUUGAAUGCUGUGUGACUUUUUGAAGAGUGGUACAAAUGUAUACUGUGCAGAGGGGUUGUAUAAAAGAGCGGUCGAAAUGUUCUCUGUUGUCUGUAAGAGAAAGCUUGUUUCUAGAAUGUUUCUAAAACACAACAUUUUAAGAGUUUGGAUUAGCUAUCAUGGUAUCAUAAUAUAUUAUUAUAUAUAAGUAAAUAUAUAAUUACAUAUUAUACAGUUAUAAAAAUGUGUAAUAUAUUGUGAAUCGGUGCUCAUUUUAUAUUAGUUCAGUUUUUGUUAAUUUGAAAUCCAAUUUAGGAAAAGGUUCAAUAGAAUGUAAACUGGUUUAAAUUAACCUAACUAAUGUGCAGUUAUGUAUAAGAAUUGACCUUUGUAUUUGUAUGUUUUUGUUUGUCUUUUCUAAGGAUUCUUGUUUGAAUAACUUUUCUUUACCUCUAUGUACAUUAGGUUGGUUUGCGGUUCCCAACAAGCUUUUUUGGAGGAAUAAAAUUGUAAUCAUGAAUAUUGUAAAUUAUAGUUUUAUAAACAGCUUAAAACACAGCCUCCUUUUUAAAAGUAAAAAUCUCACAUCAAAAUCUAAAUACGAAACUACAAACCAGAGUUUCAUAUUUUUCAUUAUUUAGAUUGUAGCAAGGUUAGACAGUAAAUAAAUAAAUAAUUGAAAUGCAUAAUUUCACUUAAAUUUGAUGUAUGCGUCAUACUGUCAUUUUGAUAUUUUCCUUUCUGUUGUCCUUGCAUUGAACUGCUGAAAGUGUGCAUACGUCUGUAUGUGUAUGUAUACACACAUAGAUAUAUAUAUUCAAAUGUAUAUACAUAUGUGUUUUUUAUUCUAUUUACAAAGUGUCCACUGUACCAUUUAUGGUUUGUAUUUAUGUCUGGAGACAGUAACUUUUUGAACAAAAUAAACCCCCUGCAAUUGUGUGAUGAUUUGAGUGUUAUCAGUUUUUAGUAGGUCUAUAGAGCUCACCAGCUUGUAUUCCCAAAACCCAGAAAUGAGUUACCUGUAGUUUGUUCAGCCGUCCCUAUGGGAAAAAAUAACAGGGUUUUGGAAUAUACACAGGAAAUAAAGUCUGAGGUUAACACAG
Molecule: messenger RNA, 5830 nt
Organism: Oncorhynchus mykiss (rainbow trout)
Lineage: Eukaryota; Metazoa; Chordata; Actinopteri; Salmoniformes; Salmonidae
Product: cohesin subunit SA-2
Biological process (GO): sister chromatid cohesion
Cellular component (GO): nucleus; chromatin; cohesin complex
Molecular function (GO): chromatin binding
Source: RefSeq, a predicted model, not a curated record